AGGCACAAGGAAGAACGAAGAGAGAUCAGCGACUUAACAACAAUAAUGGCCACCGCCAUAGUUCCCACGGACGCCGAGCUGCUGCAGGCGCAGGCCGACCUGUGGCGCCACAGCCUCUACUACCUGACAUCCAUGGCGCUCAAGUGCGCGGUGGAGCUCCACAUCCCGACCGCCAUCCACAACCUAGGCGGGUCUGCCACGCUGCCGGACCUCGUGGCCGCGCUGUCCCUGCCAGCGGCCAAGCUCCCGUUCCUCGGGCGCGUGAUGCGGCUGCUGGUCACGUCGGGCGUCUUCGCGUCGUCCGACGACGUGCAGUACCGGCUGAACCCGCUGUCCUGGCUGCUGGUGGAGGGCGUGGAGUCGGAGGACCACACCUACCAGAAGUACUUCGUGCUGGGCACCGUCUCCCGCCACUACGUGGAGGCCGGCAUGUCCCUGGCCGACUGGUUCAAGAAGGAGGAGGACGAGGACCGCCAGCUGCCGUCGCCGUUCGAGGCCCUGCACGGGGUGCCCCUCGUCCACGAGAGCACCAAGCUGCUGGACGAGGAGCUGGACAGGGUCGUGGAGGAAGGCGUGGCCGCGCACGACAACCUGGCCAUCGGGACCGUCAUACGGGAGUGCGGCGCCGACGUCUUCAGCGGCCUCCGCUCGCUCACCUACUGCUGCGGCAGGCAGGGGAACGCCAGCGCGGCCGCCAUCGUCAAGGCCUUCCCAGACAUCAAGUGCACCGUGCUCAACCUUCCCAGGGUCGUCGAGGAGACGACGACCAAGACCAUCACCAUCCCGCCUGCGCAGGCUGUCAUGCUCAAGCUCGUCCUGCACUUCUGGAGCGACGACGACUGCGUCAAGAUCCUGGAGCUGUGCAGGAAGGCCAUCCCUUCCCGCCAAGAAGGAGGGAAGGUGAUCAUCAUUGAGAUACUCCUGGGCCCGUACAUGGGGCCGGUCAUGUACGAGGCCCAGCUGCUGAUGGACAUGCUCAUGAUGGUGAACACCAAGGGCAGGCAGCGCGGCGAAGACGACUGGCGCCACAUCUUUACCAAGGCUGGCUUCUCCGACUACAAGGUUGUCAAGAAAAUCGGAGCUCGUGGUGUCAUCGAGGUCUACCCAUGAUCCAUGAUCGAUGUCAUGUGACUGUGAGAGGACGAUACUGUACAAUUAAAUAAACGGGGUAUCUAGCUACUACUCAGCUUUUGUACCUCGAGAUCCAUGCAUGUUAAUUACUUGCUUCCAUCUGUUUUCAAAAUGCAUCUAUGUAAUGUACUUCGCUUCUUCGUCCA
Molecule: messenger RNA, 1277 nt
Organism: Zea mays
Lineage: Eukaryota; Viridiplantae; Streptophyta; Magnoliopsida; Poales; Poaceae
Exons: 1
Coding region: 46-1110 (354 amino acids)
Molecular function (GO): O-methyltransferase activity; protein dimerization activity
Source: RefSeq, marked provisional